UGAGCAGCAAAUCAAAGAGCUGAGUGAAAGCGAUGGCCUCACUACUGUUCUUAAAUAUACUGCCGCUACUUGUUUUGGCGGCGCCGGCAGCGGCCACGGCCGCCGGCAAAUGCGCCGCCCCGCUGGACGUCGGAUCAACCGUCCGCGUCCUCCACGCCUUCGGUCCCUGCUCCCCUUUCCGCUCCUCCACCUCUGCCUCCGGUGGCUCUAGCUCUUGGGAGGACGCCCUGAUCAAGGAGCUCCAAGCCAGCGACGCCUCUCGCCUCUUAUUCCUCUCCUCCCUCGCAGCCGGACGCUCCUCCGUCCCCCUCGCCCCCGGCCGCCAGCUCCUCCAGAUUCCUAACUACGUCGUCCGUGCCAAACUCGGUUCCCCGCCGCAGACCAUGCUGGUGGCCCUCGACACCAGCAACGACGCCGCCUGGUUCCCCUGCUCCGGAUGUCUCGGGUGCCCUGCCUCCGCCGCCUUCUCCUCCUCUCUUUCCUCCACCUUCCGUCAGCUCCCCUGCGGCGCCCCGCAGUGCUCGCAGGCCCCCAAUCCCACUCCCUGCUCCUCCGCCUCUGACUCCGCCUCCGCCUGCGGUUUCAACCUCACCUACGGCAGCGCAGCCAUCGAGGCGGGGCUUGCACAGGACUCCCUCGCGCUCGCCUCCGACGUCGUGGCAGACUACACCUUCGGGUGCUUGCAACGCGUCACUGGCGGCGGCGCCACCCUGCCGCCGCAAGGGCUCCUCGGCCUCGGCCGCGGGUCCCUGUCCUUCCUGUCUCAAACCAACAGCCUCUACUCCUCCACCUUCUCCUACUGCCUCCCCAGCUUCCGCUCACUCAAUUUCUCCGGCUCCCUCCGCCUCGGCCCCGUCGGCCAACCCAAGCGGAUCAAGACCACUCCCCUGCUCUCUAACCCCCGCCGCCCCUCACUCUACUACGUCAACCUCAUCGGAAUCCGCGUCGGUGGCCGCACGGUGAGCAUACCUUCUUCGGCGCUGACCUUCGACCCGGCCACCGGCGCGGGCACCAUCGUCGACUCCGGGACCAUGUUCACUCGUCUAGUCGCAUCCGCGUACGCCGCCGUGCGGGACGAGUUCCGGCGACGGAUGGCAAAGGUCGCGGGAGCAGGCAACCUCACCACCCUCGGCGGGUUCGACACGUGCUACGACGGGCCCGCCGCCGCCUCCGCCUCCGCCGUGCCGACGGUGACCCUAAUGUUCUCAGGCAUGAACGUGACAUUGCCGUCGGAGAACGUGGUAAUACGCAGCAGCUCGGGGUCGAUCACGUGCCUGGCGAUGGCGGCGGCGCCGGAUAACGUGAACUCGGUGGUGAACGUGAUCGCCAACAUGCAACAGCAGAAUCACCGGCUGCUCUUCGACGUGCCCAGCGCCAGAAUCGGCAUCGCCCGCGAGCUCUGCACCGCCUGACGUAAUGACGUUGCCCGGCCAGAAAAAUCUACUGCAAAUCCCAAGGGAUCGAUAAAUUAAUUAACGAAUUGUAGCUAUGUUUGCAUGCAUCUAUCUAUGUAUCCAUCCGAUCGAGAAGAUGUUUUUCAUUCAUGAAAACUUUGCGAUGGAUCUGAAAAAUAAGUUUAGAUGUUUAAAUUCAUCGUUUUAAAUUAUGUUAAAGAAGAUGAUAAUCUUAUAUAUAUUCUAGAAUAA
Molecule: messenger RNA, 1646 nt
Organism: Zingiber officinale
Lineage: Eukaryota; Viridiplantae; Streptophyta; Magnoliopsida; Zingiberales; Zingiberaceae
Product: aspartyl protease AED3-like
Exons: 1
Coding region: 33-1412 (459 amino acids)
Biological process (GO): proteolysis
Molecular function (GO): aspartic-type endopeptidase activity
Source: RefSeq, a predicted model, not a curated record